This is a messenger RNA of Solanum dulcamara, 1858 nucleotides long. Its product is annotated as CBL-interacting serine/threonine-protein kinase 6-like. The transcript has a single exon. Gene Ontology annotation, molecular function: protein kinase activity; ATP binding. The record is from RefSeq and is a predicted model, not a curated record. Lineage: Eukaryota; Viridiplantae; Streptophyta; Magnoliopsida; Solanales; Solanaceae. The coding region runs from base 355 to 1626 and encodes 423 amino acids. Gene Ontology annotation, biological process: protein phosphorylation; signal transduction.
UCAGAAAGAUUAGAAAAAAGAAAAACCAUUAAUUCUGUGUUUUUCUUCUUCUUCUUCAGUAACCAAAAAAAAAAAAACCCAAUUUUUUUUUCUUUCCAAUUGUUUGGAGAGGAAAUUAAGCUAGGGAAUGCAGAGAGAUGAGAGGCUCUCGGUUUUCUAAUCCACUUUUUUGUGCCGGAAAAAUCCAAAAAUCAAUCGCCGGCGGCAGGAAUUGUCACCGGAAACACGUCGAAGACGGGUGAACUAAUCACCCAUUUUCGCCAUUUCCGUGCACUAAAUCCUUUCUUAUUAACAGAUUCAAACACCCUUUUCGAUCUUUAAUCUCUUUUUUUCAAUCAAUUUUUUUUCUUUCUAAUGGGUCCUGAAGAGAAAUGUGGAGCUUUGAAUGGAAAAUAUGAAUUGGGUCGACUUUUAGGCCAUGGAACUUUCGCGAAAGUUUAUCACGCACGAAACGUGCAAAAUGGUAAAAGUGUUGCUAUGAAAGUCGUGGGAAAAGAGAAAAUCAUUAAAGUUGGUAUGAUGGAUCAAAUCAAACGAGAAAUCUCCGUUAUGAAGAUGGUGAAAAAUCCGAAUAUAGUCGAGCUCCACGAAGUCAUGGCGAGUAAAACAAAGAUUUACUUCGCCAUGGAAUUCGUUAAAGGAGGUGAGCUUUUCGCGAAAAUCGCGAAAGGCAAGUUGAGAGAGGAUGUUGCUAGAGGUUACUUCCAGCAACUCAUCUCAGCUAUCGAUUUCUGUCAUAGUAGAGGUGUAUUUCAUCGCGAUUUGAAACCCGAAAACUUGUUGUUAGAUGAGGAAGGAAAUCUCAAAGUGACUGAUUUCGGGUUAAGUGCAUUUACAGAACAUUUAAGACAGGAUGGUUUGCUACACACUACUUGUGGUACACCAGCCUAUGUUGCCCCUGAAGUUAUUGGUAAAAAAGGCUACGAUGGUUCGAAAGCUGAUAUUUGGUCAUGUGGAGUGAUCCUAUAUGUUUUAUUAGCCGGUUUUUUACCGUUUCAAGACGAAAACAUUAUGGCUAUGUAUAAAAAGAUAUACAGAGGUGAUUUUACAUGUCCACCUUGGUUUUCUUCUGAAGCUAGGAGGUUGAUCACGAAGAUGUUGGAUCCGAAUCCCAAUUCAAGAAUCACUACUUCAAAGAUCAUGAAUUCGUCGUGGUUCAAGAAAUCAAUUCCAAGAACAUUAAGAAACAAGGAUGAAGAAGAAUUUGCAUUUGCCUCAGAUAAGGGUACUAGUAAGGAAGUUGAGACAAUGAACGCGUUUCAUAUAAUUUCGUUAUCUGAGGGGUUUGAUUUGUCACCUUUGUUCGAAGAGAAUAAAAAGAAGGAGAAAGAACAUAUGAGAUUCGUGACAACUAGGCCAGCAAGUAGUUUGAUAUCUAAGCUAGAGGAGGUAGCAAAGACAUCGAAUUUCAGCGUAAAAAAGAGUGAUUCUUGUGUAAGGUUACAAGGACAAGUGAUUGGGAGGAAAGGGAAAUUGGGAAUUGCUGCUGAUAUAUUUGCUGUGACAAAUUCAUUUCUAGUUAUGGAAGUGAAUAAAGCUAGUGGUGAUACAUUGGAAUAUAAUCAAUUCUGCAGCAAAAAGCUUAGACCUGCACUUAAGGAUAUUGUUUGGACAUCAGCUACAUAGAAUUCUGCACCUUCUUGAAAGAUAAAAUAAAGGUGUAGAAAUGGGAAUUUUUAUUUAGUUGUGUUCGUUUUCAUGUUGUUAAUUAGAUUUUUAUUAUUAACUUAGAGGUUGAAUUUUCAUCUCAAGAAAUUUCUUGAAUUGUUGAAUAUGUCUUUUGUGUUGUUUUGCAAAUUUGCAUCUACUUUUGGUUGUUGUUAUAAAUGUGUGUGAUGCUUUAAUAAUGAUUCAUUUU